This is a messenger RNA of Pogoniulus pusillus (Red-fronted tinkerbird), 6339 nucleotides long. It is a transcript of the gene SIK2, whose product is annotated as salt inducible kinase 2. Gene Ontology annotation, cellular component: cytoplasm. The record is from RefSeq and is a predicted model, not a curated record. Gene Ontology annotation, biological process: intracellular signal transduction; protein phosphorylation. Gene Ontology annotation, molecular function: ATP binding; protein serine/threonine kinase activity. Lineage: Eukaryota; Metazoa; Chordata; Aves; Piciformes; Lybiidae.
AUGGUAAUGGCCGAGCCCCGGCGGCCCCCCCCGCUGCUGCCCCGCGGGCUCGGGCCCGUCCGCGUCGGUUUCUACGACAUCGAGGGCACGCUGGGCAAAGGCAACUUCGCCGUGGUCAAGCUGGCGCGGCACCGCAUCACGCGGAGCGAGGUGGCAAUAAAAAUCAUUGACAAAUCUCAGCUGGAUGCUGUGAAUCUGGAGAAGAUCUACCGGGAGGUGCAGAUAAUGAAGAUGUUGGAUCACCCACACAUCAUAAAGCUCUACCAGGUGAUGGAGACCAAAAGCAUGCUGUACCUUGUGACAGAAUUUGCUAAAAAUGGAGAAAUUUUUGAUUACCUGGCCAGCCACGGCCGCCUGAGCGAGGCUGAGGCCAGGCGCAAGUUCUGGCAGAUCCUGGCGGCAGUGGAGUAUUGCCAUGGCAGGAAGAUUGUGCACCGGGACCUGAAGGCUGAAAACCUUCUGCUUGACAGCAACAUGAACAUCAAAAUAGCAGAUUUUGGAUUUGGAAAUUUCUAUAAGAGUGGUGAGCCUCUGACAACCUGGUGUGGGAGUCCCCCAUAUGCAGCCCCAGAAGUCUUUGAAGGACAUCAGUAUGAGGGCCCCCAGCUGGAUAUCUGGAGCAUGGGUGUAGUGCUUUAUGUUUUGGUUUGUGGAGCAUUGCCUUUUGAUGGACCAACACUGCCCAUCCUGAGACAAAGAGUUCUUGAAGGAAGGUUCAGGAUCCCUUAUUUUAUGUCAGAAGAGUGUGAACACCUGAUUAGAAGAAUGCUGGUCCUAGACCCAUCCAAGAGGUUAACCAUUGCUCAGAUUAAGGAGCACAAGUGGAUGCUUGUAGAAGUUCCUGCACAGAGACCUAUUCUUUACCCACCAGGAGAGGAGAAUGAGCCUUCCAUUGGAGAGUACAAUGAGCAGGUCUUAAGGCUGAUGCACAGCCUUGGAAUAGACCAACAGAAAACCAUUGAGUCUCUGCAGAACAAGAGUUAUAACCACUUUGCUGCUAUCUAUUACUUGUUAGUGGAAAGACUCAAAUCCCACCGGAGUAGCUUCCCCGUGGAACAGAGACUUGAUGCUCGUCAGCGUCGGCCAAGCACCAUUGCUGAGCAGACAGUAGCCAAGGCACAAGCUGUGGUCCCCUCAGUUAACUUGCAUUCACCAAACACAAGAUUGUUGCAAUCUCCAGGCCUUUCCUCAGCUUCAGGAGCAGAAGCCUUUUCAUUCCCUCCAUCCAGCUGCCAGGGAGAGACAGCAUUUAUGGAGGAAGAAAGAGUGGAGACACCAAAGGUGAAUGGCUGUCUGCUAGACCCUGUGCCCCCCGUGAUGAUUAGGAAGGGAUGCAAAUCCCUCCCUACCACCAUGAUGGAAACUUCUAUUGAUGAAGGGAUAGAGGCAGAAGGAGAAUCCGAGGAGGACCCUGCACAGGCGUUUGCAGCCCUCCAAGCUGCUCGCUGUGGGAAGCGACGUCACACCCUGGCAGAAGUUACCAACCAGCUGGUGAUGAUGCCAGGCACAGGCAAAGUCUAUUCACUGGAUGAAAACUCAUCGCUGGGCAGCAUUGAUUCAGAGUAUGAGAUGGGAUCCAUUCAGAGAGAUCUGAAAUUCCUGGAGGACACUCCUUCCUUGAAGGAAAUGGUGCUAAGCAACCACCAAGCAUCCAGAAUGACAACACCUUUCAUAGGUCUGAGGCCUGCCAACCCAGCCAUGCAGGCACUUGCCUCCCAAAAGCGAGAGACCCACAACCGCUCUCCUGUCAGCUUCCGAGAGGGGCGCAGAGCUUCGGACACUUCCCUCACACAAGGAAUUGUAGCAUUUAGACAGCACCUCCAGAACCUGGCGCGAACCAAAGGAAUCCUGGAGCUGAACAAAGUCCAGCUGCUGUAUGAACAGAUGGGAUCAGAAGAGGAACCUUCUUUGACAUCAACUGCUACCCAGUUGCAGGACAUCAUUAAUAGUCCUCCACAGGAGGAAGCAUCUCAGCAGCAGCAGGAAGCUGCAUCUGCAUUCUCUAACAGCGCACAUCCUCCACUGGUAUCCAGACAGCAGAGCUUGGAAACACAAUACCUACAACACAGGCUGCAGAAAUCCCCCCUGCUCCCCAAAGCCCAGAACACUUGCCAGCUGUACUGCAAAGAGCUGCCCCGCAGCCUGGAACAGCAGCUCCAGGAGCACAGGCUGCAUCAAAAACGACUCUUCCUUCAGAAGCAGUCCCAGCUGCAGGCCUAUUUUAACCAGAUGCAAAUAGCUGAGAGCUCCUACCCAAGGUCGAGUCAACUGCCACUUGCGUGCCAGGAGGAGCAACAACAGCAACAGCAGCAGCAAUCACCCCAGUUCAGCUUGCAGCAGCCUCUGAGCCCUGUGCUGGAGCCUUCCUCAGAACAAAUGCAGUAUGACCCUUUCCUCAGCCAGUACCAGAAGGUGCAGCUGGAUCCACUGCCACCUUCCCCCAUCGCCAGCUCCUCGCGCCUCUCGGCACCGGUCCAGGUGCAGCAGCCACCACAGUCCUACCCCUAUCAGACUUGUGAAUUGCCUGUUGUCACUUCUCCUGAGCCAGACUACCCAGAGCAGUGCCAGUAUUCCAUGGACCCAGCACAACAGAGCAGUGUAGCAUUGCCUGACAGCCAGAGCAGCUCAGCAGCUCCCGAGGCCCAGUCGAACUAUGAUGCAUUAACCCUCUCAGAACUGCCUGGACUCUUUGAUUGUGAAAUGAUGGAGACUGUAGAUCCCCAGCACAGUGGCUAUGUCCUGGUGAAUUAAUGCCAUGGGCUGACUGACAGAGGAGAGGAAGAGAGGACAAGUGGAGGAGGAGCAUGUGAAUUUUAACUCCUUUUGGUUUCGUUCCUACCCCGAAGCUCAUGGUAAUUUUUCAACCCUUUUGAAUUAAGAGGGGAACUAAAACAACAAAAAGAAGUCCACCUUACUGGAAAAGAAAAGCAGGAGGUGGUGAGAACUGUUUGGCUGCUGGCUCCUUUUGCUGGUAGCAGGAGCUAGGGAGCUGGUAGUGCAGUUUCAUCCCACAAAGAACUGGUGUGCAUAGGAGGCAAGAAAAAGUGAGGUUUAGAGGAAGGAAAUAAAACUCCUGCUGAGAAAAAAAAGCAAAAAGGGAAGAGGGAGGGAGUUGGUCAGCAUUCAGCUAACAUUCACAUGGAGAAAUGAGACCAAGUGCAUGCUGUGGUGUGCUGCUUGGCCCAAAAAAAAAUAAGCAAUAGUUUGCAUUCAAAUUCAGGGUAGAGUUGAGUCUGUGCUGAUGGCAACUCUGGAGACAGCAGAAGGGAGGUGGAUAGAAAGGAAAGUUGCACUUUGGCAUCUGGGUGCUGGCUAAGGUACUGAUCUGGAACUGCUCCACAGCAAUCUCUGGGGUCAGCAGGGCUUCUAGACAGCCUCCACUGCAAGUAAACAGUAUUCCCCCCCAGCCUGCCUAGGAAGUCUUGGUUGUUCACAAAGAGAUGGUUCUGCAUCUCUGCUAAGUGACAUCUUGACUUUGUCAAAAGCUACCUGGAACUGUCACAGGGCACCAGAAUGGGUUACAGAGAGCUUUGGGUGGGGAUCAGAAUGCUAAAGGAUAAAGGCUUGGCUAACAGAGAGAGAGAAGACUUAGACUAGACAUUGAGGAGAAGUUUUUCAUCCCUGGAAGUGUUUAAGGCCAGGUUGGAUGAGGCCUUGAGCAACCUGUUCUAAUGGGAGGUGUCCCUGCCCAUGGCAAGGGGUUGGGACUGGAUGGGUUUUAAGAUCCCUUCCAGCUCAACCCAUUCUAUGAAUCUCUGCUAAGUGGUACUUUGACUCUGUCAAAAAGAUGCCUGGAACUGUCACAGGGCACCACAGUGGUUUGUAAACACCUCCAGGUGGGGAUGAGAAUACAAAGGGAUGAAGGAUUAUCUAACAGAGAGAAAAGAAGAACCGUGGGACAGAUCAAGAGCUGAAGCCAAUGGGAUCUAAAUACCCAAUAAAACCCCACCUGGGGCAGGGGGGGGGCUUUUGAAACCAACCCCAGGCCCUUGAGGAGGGCUGUGGCUUGGAGCAGUUGUGCCAAUUGGGAAGGAUCCACCUGUUCUUCUGUUGCAUUUUGACAAACAAGCAAAGAACCAAACCUUUUUGGAUUUGCAGUCUUGUGUUGCUGGUGGUUGCUUGAGCUUGGUGUAUUUGAACAGUGAGUUAGGCUCUUAGAAUUCAAGGGUUAAAAGAAGAAACAAAAGAAUCAAUGAGCACCAAUCCCCUGUGAAGUGAUAGUGCUGUGCCUUUUUGAGUUCUUUAUCAGCCUCUAUGCUCUUCUCUUUUUAACCCCUGAAGAAAGUAGAUUAAAAGACCCCCAUUUCUAUCCUUGCUGCAGCCAAAGUCCCUUCCAGGCACACGUUCCACCGUGUGGAGCGUGGCAGUUCACUUUCUUUCCUGUAUAUAGAAGCUAAGAAGUAUGACAGCAAUAUUAGAGCAUCACAACCUGAUGUAUUCAAGCAUUUCAAGAAAGACUUAAAACCUCACCAAGCCAAUUGUCUCCAGAGCUUUUCAGCUGAGUCAUAGGAGAACCUGCAGUGAGUUUAGCUCUCUGCUUUUGCUGGGGAGGGGAUUGAAGUAUUGGAGGGAUGGAAGCUAAAGAGGACACAGCACUCUCCUGAGCAAACAUUUUAAGCACAAUUGCAGACUCAAAGCACAAAAGAAGGGCAGAGAAACUGUACUGAUCACAUGUCAAAAGACCCCACCACUGCUGGAAGGUUGAGGGUGGAGAAGGGGUGGGUAAGCAGCCAGCAUCUACAGCAAUAAGCCCACGUUUGAAUGUGGUAGGGCUUCAGCCACUGCAUUGGAGGCUGUGAAGGAGGGAAAGGUUUAACACCCAACAGAAGGCUUCUUGCUUCCUGCAUGCUACAGUGAGAGAGGCAGCUCCAGUUGCUGUGCAGCCUGUUUUGAUAAUGGUCCAGCUCUGUGUAGCUGGGACUCGAUCUGUAAGUGCUCAGCUUCUACCUCUGAUAUCACAGAAAUGCCACAGAUAUCACAGCAGCAAAGGAGAGUCUAAGGAAGAGGAAUCACAUCCAUCCACUACUUAUGGGAUACAAGAUAAAGUGGGGUAGCUGGCUCUGCUGCAAAAUAGCUGAGAGAGAGAGAAAAGAGGGUCCUUGGGUGGAUCCUGUUCAAAAGGAACCUCAUCUGACACAGGAAAUAGCUCUGGAACACACAGACAUUGGAGAUGAGGAAAUAUUGCUUCACUGAAAGGGGUCUCAAACAUGGGAAUGCUCUGCCCAGGGCAGUGGUGGACUCACCAUCCCUGGAGGUGUGCAGGCAGCCUGUGGACCUGGUGAUUAGGGACAUGGCUUAGUGGUGGCCUUGCAGUGCUGGGUUGAAGGUUGGACUGGAUGCUCCUGAAGGUUUCUUCCAACCAAAGACAUUUAAUGAAACCCCUGUGGCACCUGAAGUGGCUCGUGGAGAAGGGAAGGAGCUUGGCAGACACUGCAGCAUGACAGAGCAGGCAGCUCACUGCUGGAAAAGAAAAGAAGAAGAAAAGAGGCACUGAAGAACCAAACUCCUUCAUUCCUUUGCCCCUACCCCACAGCAUAAUAAACACUUAGUGGAAUUCUACUCUCUGACCAAACACUCAAGGAACUCUCUAGUGAAAACUCACAGGACCCCCAAGAGCUGUGGAGACAAACUCAGUUUUGCUCCAGGAGCUGGGUUACUGCCAGAACCUUCACCCCUUCCUUCCCCAUCCAGCUCCAGGACACUUUACCAUUUCAGGACUCCAAAACCAUUCUGCUCUGGAGUGCUGUGAUCCAUUUUCAUCAGAAUGUGCCAACCAGCCUAAGCUCCUCUGAGCUUUGCAGUAGUGAGGAAGGGGAAAAGCUACAGUGAUUCCUCCCCCCCCCUUUUUAAAUGUAGCUUAGACUGAACUCCUUCCCUCAACCCAAAGCACAUCUCACAUUUCCAACCAGUUCCUUGAAGCCAACGAGAUGAAAAGGCUGCUGGUGCCCUGCUGAUACAGCAGAGCAUCCAUUGGGCACCACUUUGUCCUACCUUCAAGUGGCUUUGUUCUGUCUAACAUUAGAGACCUGUGUACACUACUGGUAGGGGUAGUUGUUAAGCUUUUUAUCUUGUCUUACAGCCUCCUUUUGAAGAGACUUUGGUGUGAUGUAGAUGGGGUUUGAGAAACAAACUGUCCUCUGGAGAAAAGUGCAAUAUGUGUGUGUGUGUGGUACGGUCUGUAAUGUAUUUUUUUAAAGGACUUAGAGGUUUUAGUCUCUGCUUUGGGAGAAAUGCACUAGUUUUGUCAGCUCCAGUUUGGCAAGUUCAUCUGCAGCAUCCCCAUGCAACCAACCUGCUGGGCUCUGUAAAGCAAUUACAGUGUAUGGCCACAAAAUAAAA